Molecule: messenger RNA, 757 nt
Organism: Diorhabda sublineata
Lineage: Eukaryota; Metazoa; Arthropoda; Insecta; Coleoptera; Chrysomelidae
Exons: 4
Coding region: 13-669 (218 amino acids)
Source: RefSeq, a predicted model, not a curated record
AACAUUAGAGAAAUGUUGUUACUAUUUGUUUUUCUUGCUUCUUUAUUUUGCCAAAUACGUGGACACGGCAUGAUGUUAGAUCCCCCAGGGAGAAGUUCAUUGUGGAGAUUCAACGACUUAGCCCCGAUUAAUUACAAUGAUAAUCAGAAUUUUUGUGGAGGUUUCUAUGUCCAACAUAGUUUGAAUAAUGGAAGUUGUGGUGUGUGUGGUGAUAUAUAUAAUGAUGAACAUCCUCAAGACAAUGAAAAUACUGGUAAAUAUGGACAGGGUAUAGUUGUUAAGGAAUAUGAAGGAGGUUCAGUUAUCGAUGUAUUUAUAAACGUCACUGCAAACCAUUUAGGAUACUUUUUAUACAGUCUCUGUGAGCUGGAGGAUCCAAAUGCUCCUGAAUCUGGAGAAGAUUGCUUUGAAUCACUUUUCUUAGAAGAUGGUUCAACAAACUUCACAGUAACAGAAGACAUAUCUGAAGUUACUAAUAGAGUUGUUUUACCCAAUAUCGACUGCCCUAGAUGCGUAUUAAGAUGGACUUACAUAACAGGUAAUAAUUGGGGAUUAUGUGAUGACGACGUAUGGAGACGAGGCUGUGGACCACAAGAAAACUUUAGAUCAUGUUCUGAUAUUUCAAUUACUGCUACUGAGUUAACGAAGCAAGGAUUUGAAAUGGAAUAGAAUUUGUUAUAUUGUUAAUACGUACAGCUGAUUAGCUUCUCAAUUAUAAAUUCUUUUUCUUUAAAUAAAUAAAUAUAAUCAGACAGUA